AUGGGCAGCCCGCAGCAGAGCCCCAGUGCUGACCCUGCACCCUGCUGGGGAGCUCAGUCUGCUGGGCGCCAACCUGCCAAGCACCCAACAUGCCAGGAGCCGAGCUUACAAGACCUCGCUGGCCCCCUGGCUGCUGGCCCACUCAUCUCCGUGCUGCUCCUAGCCGAGGACACGGCCCUGCAGGUACUCCUAGAUGACUUCGACUUGGUGCUGGAACCCCAGCCCACAAAAGCCCUGCGAGUGUGUCUCCCGGGACACACCCUCAUCCUGAUCCCAGAGGCCCUAGUGCUCUGGGGGGAACACGAAGGAAGGGGCCACCAGGGCCACCUGCCUGACGAGCUGGAACCCCGCGCUUUCCUGGGCACCAAUGGGGAGGUCGUGGCCAUCCAAGUGGGAGCCUUCCAUGCCCGUUUCCCUGAGGAGCCCCCAAGCCCACCUCAAAGCCCCAUCAUGCAUCCUGAGCCCCAGGCCCCUAUCCCAGGUCCUCACAGGAGCCCUGAAGGCCCCUACUUCAGUCUGCGCUUACACCUGCUUCAGUCCUGCCUCAGCUCAGCGCUCCAGCCCCUGCCUGCGUCUCCCAGUCCAGGGGCCCAAGAGCGUCCCAUGAGUUUUCCGGAUCGUCCUCGCUGCAAAGCCCGCAGGCGCCUCUUCUAG
Molecule: messenger RNA, 654 nt
Organism: Sorex araneus (European shrew)
Lineage: Eukaryota; Metazoa; Chordata; Mammalia; Eulipotyphla; Soricidae
Product: proline-rich protein 23A-like
Exons: 1
Coding region: 1-654 (217 amino acids)
Source: RefSeq, a predicted model, not a curated record